GAGGAGCCCGGGAAGGUGGGGGCGGACGCAGGAGGGGACUUAGGUCGGAGCCGCGCACGUCGUCGCCGUCAGAGACGCGCCCAGGAGGCGGGGCUUGUUGGCAGGCCACGCCCAGGGGCGGUCCAUUCAGGCCCGGCCUUCAGGCGAGCCUGGCGAGUGGGGCGAGCGAGCCGGGUCACUAGGGGAGCUGCUCCUCCCUGCCCGACCUGAGGUUCCAGAACACUCGCUUCGCAGUUGCCUCGGGUGGUGGGGCCAAAUGCAGAGCCGUCGCCGACAUAGCCACUCGGACGCUCUCUUCUCAGAUAGCCUUCUCGUUUGACCCCUGGAGCGCCGCCUCAGCCCGUCAGCCCCAGUCAGCCCCUCAGGCUCAGCACCAAGGAGAUCCAGUCUUGCUACCUAGCCAAGUCCAGUCAUGCAGGGUCAGGAAGAUGGAGACAGCAUCCUUCCUUCUGCCAAGUGUUCCAGAGUGGUCAGCCGAUUUUCACCCUGCAGCCUGCCUUCCAAGAAUAGUAGACCAAUGUCUCAGCUUUAUGGAGAUACCUUCUGGGAGAAUCUUAGUCAAAGGUCUAGCUCCAACUGGAUGGUAGAACAGAACAUUCCACCAAUUCUGAGGACCACUGGUUUCUUCCAGCCUGGCCUGCACCCUCUUGAGGGGCUCCCUCCUCCUGAGAAGCUUUGGAGAAGAAAGAGAAAGAAGCUACAUUUGGAAAGAAUGCAAAAGGGACCUGGAAGCAUUCCAGCCUGUGUUAGAGCAGUAACUUAUCAUCUGGAGGACCUGAGGAGGCGCCAGAGAGUCAUCAAUGAACUGAAGAAGGCCCAGUGGGGCAGCUCUGAUGCUACACCUGAACUCCCGGUGCUUGAAGAGGACUGUGAACUCCCAAGCACUACAAAAUACUUUGACAUGGUAGAAGAGAGGGCAACGUAUCCACCGGAAGAGACUUACUUUGUCACUCCCAGGGAUCAGCUGUUUUGGUCUCCCUGGACUCCUGUAGACCAGCAGGGGACUUAUGCCUCUGGGCGGCUAAGCUCUCUGGCCUACAGCACUGUUACAGCCAGAAAGAACCCCACUUACAAUCCCCAGAGGAUGGAGUUGGAGUCUGAGGAGUAGUGGGAAAUCAUCCAGGCCCAAGCUACGGAACCCAAGACCAAUUCAAACAUCAAGACUCCCUAUUGCUGGCUUCAAGGCGGUUGUUUUCUCUCUCCUAACCUUAAUUGUUGUCUCCAUCCCAUAGCGUAGGCAUUCACAGCCCACUUGAGUUCCUAUCCAGCUGCCCAGUACACUCACAGCCGGGUUUUUCUCUGGGCCAGAACCUGGUCUUGUGUUCUCUCUGUUCUGUUAUUAAAGAGCCCUAAGUUGUCUUGUUUCUGCGCGAGGUAGUGAUGAAAGGGGAAUGAAAAGGCGGACUCCUUUGAUUUUCUUGAUCAUUCAGUACAAUGAAGUCAAGCUAGGU
This is a messenger RNA of Mastomys coucha (southern multimammate mouse), 1451 nucleotides long. RefSeq names its product inhibitor of CDK, cyclin A1 interacting protein 1 (gene Inca1). NCBI's taxonomy places the organism in Eukaryota, Metazoa, Chordata, Mammalia, Rodentia, Muridae. Gene Ontology annotation, molecular function: cyclin-dependent protein serine/threonine kinase inhibitor activity; cyclin binding. The transcript is spliced from 7 exons. The record is from RefSeq and is a predicted model, not a curated record. Bases 413 to 1108 code for a protein of 231 amino acids. Gene Ontology annotation, cellular component: cytoplasm. Gene Ontology annotation, biological process: negative regulation of cell population proliferation; negative regulation of cyclin-dependent protein serine/threonine kinase activity.